Cucurbitaria berberidis CBS 394.84 is the source of this 1305-nucleotide messenger RNA. RefSeq lists its product as uncharacterized. The record is from RefSeq and is a predicted model, not a curated record. Gene Ontology annotation, biological process: maturation of SSU-rRNA from tricistronic rRNA transcript (SSU-rRNA, 5.8S rRNA, LSU-rRNA). The transcript has a single exon. Gene Ontology annotation, cellular component: nucleolus. Lineage: Eukaryota; Fungi; Ascomycota; Dothideomycetes; Pleosporales; Cucurbitariaceae. Bases 31 to 915 code for a protein of 294 amino acids.
GACUCUACAACAGCCACAAUAGCGAGAACCAUGGCCCCUAAACUAGGGAAGCGGAAGCGCGUAACCCGCGCAGAACUCGAACAAGCCUCUCGAUCGUCAUCACCUUCCUCGGGAUCUAAUGACUCCGGCGCAGAGGAUCUCCAAGCGAUAUUUCGGCGAGCAUUCGAAGCAAAGUUCAAGCCUCUGCCCGUAGAAACCAAGAAGCCAAAGAUUGAACAAGUACAAGUGGAAGACGAAGAUGAAGGGGAAGAAUCGGACUGGUCGGGUAUCAGCGAAGACGAGCAAGACCAAGUCGAAGUAAUCGAGUACAAAGAUUCCCGCCACGAGCGCGACGAGACGGAGAAGGCAGAAAUGAAAGCCUUCAUGUCCUCCAAACCGCCCACAUCCUCCGCUACAACAGCGCCUCCAAAGUCUCUCACGGCCAACAAGAAACAAGGAGACGACGCCGACCCUACCGACUCCACCAAUCUCAAAAACGAUCUCGCCCUGCAGAAACUCUUGCGCGAAUCGCACCUCCUCUCCGCUUCAUCAUCCGGCGCCUCAACACCCACACUCACCGCAACGGGCAUUGCGCGCCAUAAAUCCACAGACUUACAUCUCCAGUCUCUCGGCGCGAAAGCGUCCGUCUUCGCGCAGAAGAAGAUGCCCAUGGCGCAACGGAAGCACGAGAUACAAAAGGCCAGGCUGAUCGAAGAGAAGAGACGGGCACAUGCAAAGGCGGCCGGUAUCGUGCUGGAGAGGGAAAACAAAGUGGUCAAGAAGGACGUGGAUAGGAAGAGGGAGAGGGGUGUUGGUGGGCCGAGUAUUGGCAGGUUUAGAGGUGGCACGCUGAGCUUGAGUAAGCAGGAUGUUCAUAGUAUUACGGGUGGUUCGAAGGGCAAGGGCAAGGGCGUGGGAAAGAAGGGCAAGCGAUGAGUUUCCAGGCUGGAUACCUAGGCAAAUGCGGAUAUGUGCAAACGCCAUCACCGAGGAAGCGGGAACAUGAAGUCUCACUUCAAUAGCGGUAUUCGAGGUCAACAGGAGCGAGACAUGGCCUUGUAUAUCCCACCUUCAUAAGGGGAUACUGUAUCUUGAGACUCGACACGAUCAUACAAUUGCCCGCAUACAUCAGUCGACUUUUGGAAGAGAUCAAUGGAGCACUCUUGCAGGAAAACAACCAGCUGGGCGGGUUUAGAUGGAGCAGUAUUGUGUGCCAGGAAGAGAUGUACAAACUGUCAGGAAUAUAUAGUUCAGCACGUCACAUCACAGUAAAGCCUUCAACUCAAACUACUGUAGUAGAUACGCAUCCAAUGAAUAAUCUACUCU